CAUUCUUCAAUUUCUUUACAAUGGUUAUUAGUCCACAAAAAUUCAUAACUUGUCUAGCUUUUGUAACGCUAUGUAUCAAUCUUGUAAAAUGUGACUUUUUUACUCUAUCCAUGUCUAUGUAUGCAUCUCAAGACCUGAGUCAACCCAUUCUCGAUCGGUCCUACCCAGGUCCGAGUCCGAGUCCAAGUCCAUCUCCAUAUUCAAGUCCUAAUUAUAUUUCACCUACACCUCCUCCUCCGAUUUCUUCAGCUCCAAGUUAUCCUGCUUUACCUAUUUCACCUACGUGCCCGGGUACACCCGCUUCACCUUCGUACCCGGGUACACCCGCUUCACCUUCGUACCCGGGUACACCCGCUUCACCUUCGUAUCCGAGUAUACCCGCUUCACCUUCUUACCCGGGGCCACCCGACGUCGUUUCGCCUAGUCCAUCCGAAUCACCUAAUGCAAAAACUCCCGCCGCUUCCCCAGCACCACCGCCAACAUAUCCAUCAGAACCGCGUGAUAUUCAAGUAAUCAAAGCAGCUUACUGGCCGGCAUAUAAUAAACUCAACGCCUCCGCCAUUGACACAACCUAUUUCACUCACAUUUACUACGCCUUCUUAUUACUCGACCCAAUCACUUUCAAACUUACAAUUACACCGUCCGAUCAAGAACAAAUACCUAACUUCAUCAACACGCUUCGUUCUCGAAACCCUCCGGUCAAAACCCUAAUAUCAAUCGGCGGGGCUGAUAUCAACCAAACUAAGUACUUCUCAGUCAUGUCAAUGGAUAAACAAACACGAGAAGUUUUCAUCAAUUCAACGAUCGAAAUCGCGAGGAAUUACGGAUUUGACGGGCUUGAUUUAGACUGGGAAUCUCCGGCUAACGAUCAAGAAAUGCUGAAUCUAGCUUCACUAUUGAGCGAGUGGAGAAAUCUAAUAGAUUACGAAGCGGAAAUUUCCGGUAAACCGAGAAUUUUACUAUCGGCUGCUGUGUAUUAUUCGUCAAGAUUUACUACUUACGGUGAACCGAGAGCUUACCCGAUUCAAGCUGUAAAUAAUUUUCUUGAUUGGAUUAAUCCAAUGUGCUACGAUUAUCAUGGAGCAUGGGAAAAUUUUACGGGUCCGAAUUCAAAUCUUUUUGAUUCUUAUAGUAAUGUGAGUACUAGCUAUGGUAUCGGGUCGUGGAUUGAUUCGGGUGUAUUGCCGGAAAAGAUUGUUAUGGGUCUACCGUUAUAUGGACGGACUUGGACGCUCCAGGAUCCGAAUGUUAAUGGGAUCGGAGCUAAAGCGGUUGGUGUAGGACCUGGAGAUGGAGUUUUAAGUUACGGUGAGAUUAUGGAAUUUAAUAAUAAUAAUAUUGAUGACAAAGGAGUGGUUCGUUUUGAUGGAGAAACGGUGUCGUAUUAUUCUGUAUCCGGGAACUCUUGGGUCGGGUAUGAUGAUGUCAUCUCUGUUGAUUGGAAGAUCAGCUUUGCUCGGAGUCGGGGAUUGGGUGGAUACUUCUUUUGGGCUCUUGGCAUGGACCCGAACUCGACAAUAAUAAAACUUGCUUCAAAUUCAUGGGAUCGCAAAUAAAAGUUUCAGCACAGCAAAAAAAGAAAGCGUUCAGUUAUAAUAUUGAACAAUUAAUCGCAAGUUAUAUAAUUCUUUUAAUUUAUAGUCCGCGUUAAAUAAUAUAU
This is a messenger RNA of Mercurialis annua (annual mercury), 1660 nucleotides long. RefSeq names its product class V chitinase CHIT5a-like. Gene Ontology annotation, molecular function: chitinase activity; chitin binding. Gene Ontology annotation, biological process: carbohydrate metabolic process; chitin catabolic process. The coding region runs from base 21 to 1556 and encodes 511 amino acids. Lineage: Eukaryota; Viridiplantae; Streptophyta; Magnoliopsida; Malpighiales; Euphorbiaceae. Gene Ontology annotation, cellular component: extracellular region. The transcript is spliced from 2 exons. The record is from RefSeq and is a predicted model, not a curated record.